Molecule: messenger RNA, 2055 nt
Organism: Papaver somniferum (opium poppy)
Lineage: Eukaryota; Viridiplantae; Streptophyta; Magnoliopsida; Ranunculales; Papaveraceae
Product: L-ascorbate oxidase homolog
Exons: 8
Coding region: 209-1822 (537 amino acids)
Molecular function (GO): oxidoreductase activity; copper ion binding
Source: RefSeq, a predicted model, not a curated record
AAGUGUCAAAACUAACUUUCUUGUCUCUCUCUCUCGCUGUAACCCACAGAAAGAGAUCUUUCCUAGUAGAAAAACAAGCAGAGGGUUUUAGACAUUUUCAGCUCAACCUUAAUCUGGUUUUCUAUCAAUCAGUUUUUCACUUCUUUUCUUAAUUUUUUGAUUCGCAAAGAAAAAAAAGUUUAGGAGUUUUGAGAUUUUUAUAAACAAGAUGAGAGGACUCCAAUUGAUUUUGGGGUUUUUGGCUUGUUUGUGUAUAUUUGUGAAAGCAGAGGAUCCUUACAAACUCUUUACAUGGACUGUUACUUAUGGAAACCGUGCUCCCCUUGGUGUUUCUCAACAGGUUAUUCUUAUAAAUGGACAAUUUCCUGGUCCAAGACUGGAUGUUGUCACCAACGAUAACAUGAUCAUCAAUGUCAUCAACAAGCUAGAUGAACCCUUUCUCAUAACCUGGAAUGGUAUUAAGCAAAGGAAGAAUUCAUGGCAAGAUGGAGUUUUGGGUACUAAUUGCCCAAUUCCUCCAAACUCAAACUACACAUACAAAAUGCAACCCAAAGAUCAAAUCGGGACUUACUCAUAUUUCCCAUCUACUGCAUUUCAUAAAGCUGCCGGUGGUUUCGGAGGCAUUAACAUUUAUGCGAGACCAAGAAUUCCUGUUCCAUAUGCCCUGCCUACUGCGGAUUUCACUUUACUUAUCGGUGACUGGUACCGCACCAACCAUAAGGUGCUACGAAACUGGCUGGACUCCGGUAAAGCACUUCCUUCACCACAUGGUCUUCUCUUAAAUGGUCAGACCCGUUCACUCUUCACCGGUGAUCAAGGAAAAACUUACAUGUUUAGGAUCUCAAAUGUUGGACUAUCAACCUCGAUCAAUUUCCGAAUUCAGGAUCAUAAAAUGAAGCUGGUUGAAUGUGAAGGAGCUCACACCGUGCAGAGUUAUUAUGAAUCCCUUGACAUACAUUUGGGUCAAUCUUUUUCCGUUCUAGUAACCUUCGACCAACCAGCCAAAGACUACUACAUUGUGGCUUCCACACGAUUCACGCGAGUCAAUUUAACCACAACCUCAGUGUUGCGUUAUACUAAUUCUCAAACUGAUGCUUCUGGGCCAUUGCCAGUGGCUCCUACCUUACUAACACACUGGUCCAUGAAACAAGCCAGAACCUUCAGACGGAACUUAACAGCAAAUGCAGCGAGACCAAAUCCUCAAGGGUCGUAUCACUACGGACAGAUAACAACAUCAAGAAGAAUCAUCUUAAGCAAUUCAGCUCCCGUGAUAAAUGGGAAGCAGCGCUAUGCUGUUAACGGGCUUUCCUAUGUUAACUCGGAAACCCCUUUGAAGCUUGCUGAUUAUUUCAAUAUGUCUGGAGUUUUCACAACAGAUGCCAUCGAAAGGGAAAACAAUAGUCCUACCUUAGCUACUUCUGUCUUGAAGGGUUCCCUCCAUGAGUUUGUUGAAAUCGUUUUCCAAAACAGCGAAAAUGAGAUUCAAUCCUGGCAUGUCGAUGGACAAGAUUUCUGGGUUGUCGGUUUCGGUACUAUGCCAUGGCAUGGGGGGAAACCAAAAACCUAUAAUCUAGUCGAUGCUGUCACUAGACACACUGUUCAGAUAUACCCAAAUUCAUGGACUGCUUUAUUGAUGUCAGUGGAGAACCAAGGUAUGUGGAACAUAAGGUCUGCAAACUGGGCUAGGCAGUAUUUAGGUCAGCAGUUCUAUUUCCGAGUCUGGACAGAGAUUCAAAGCUUCAAAAACGAAUAUGACAUUCCUCCAAAUGCUCUGCUCUGUGGUAAGGCCGCUGGACGACGAGUAAGACGCCGUCAAGCAUAAUUAGGUCAGAUAAUUAUUUCAUGUAUGUAUUCUUUUGUAUUUCCAGUCACGAGGGUGUGACCCAAGGAAAAAUGUAGCUCAAGAUAGAGGGAACGGUAUUAAGCUAGAGAGUAUUCUCAAUUCGAGAAAAUGUAUUUUUUUUCCGUAAAUUCAAAAAAUGUAGAAAUGAAAAGCUUCAAUUCCCAUAAUUGUUGAACUUGGCCAGUGUGGAAUCCUUUGUGCUCCUUUAUGGU